This is a messenger RNA of Lathyrus oleraceus (garden pea), 1668 nucleotides long. RefSeq lists its product as uncharacterized. The coding region runs from base 1 to 1668 and encodes 555 amino acids. The record is from RefSeq and is a predicted model, not a curated record. Gene Ontology annotation, biological process: DNA integration. The transcript has 2 exons. Gene Ontology annotation, molecular function: RNA-DNA hybrid ribonuclease activity; nucleic acid binding. Lineage: Eukaryota; Viridiplantae; Streptophyta; Magnoliopsida; Fabales; Fabaceae.
AUGGAUCCAAUAAAGUACAUUUUCGAAAAGCCGGCUCAAACGGGGAGGCUUGCCUGUUGGCACAUGUUGCUAUCGGAAUAUGACAUCCAGUACGUACCGCAGAAAGCUAUCAAAGGAAGUAUUUUAUCAGAUUAUCUGGCAGAUCAGCCCGUAGAAGAUUAUGAGCCUCUCAAGUUCGACUUUCCUGAUGAAGACAUCCUAUUGAUUAAGAGAGAUUAUGAAGAGCCAGGUCCUGAGGAAGGUCCGGAACCGGGUCUCUGGUGGAGGAUGAUGUUUGAUGGUUCUUCAAAUUACAGUGGGCAUGGUAUAGGCGCAGAUCUGAUGAAUCCGAAAGGUGGGUUCACCCCUUUUACAGCAAGGUUAGACUUUGAAUGUACAAACAAUGUCGCAGAGUAUGAAGCAUGCAUUCUUGGCCUUGAAGCAGCUAUCGACCUCCGAAUCAAACUUCUCAAGGUAAGUGGAGAUUCAGCCUUGGUUAUUUAUCAAGUAAAGGGUAAAUGGGAGACGAAGCACGAGAAUUUAAUCCCUUAUAGAGCCUACAUCAUCGAGUUGAUUAAGUAUUUUGACGAGAUCAAGUUCGAACAUGUUCCGAGAUCUGAGAAUCAUGUGGCUGAUGCUUUAGCCAUGUUAGCAUCCAUGUGGAAGGUCAAAUUGGUCAAUGAAGCACCUCUCAUUCGAAUUGAACGCAGGACCGAGCCCGCGUACUGUCAGGUGGUCGAAGAAAACGAGGUGGAUGAAAAGCCCUGGUUUCAUGAUAUUAAGAAUUAUGUGCUCAAACAGGAGUAUCCCGAGGGUGCUUCCUGUCUUGACAAGAAGACAUUGAGAAGACUGGCAUCCCGUUUCUUCAUCAGUAAUGGUGUGUUAUACAAAAGAAGUUACGACAUGGUUUUGCUCAGAUGUGUUGACAAGCAUGAAGCAGACAUGUUACUUCAGGAGAUUCAUGAGGGAACCUUUGGGACUCAUGCCAAUGGUUAUGCGAUGUCUAAAAAGAUGUUAAGAGCUGGAUAUUACUGGUUAACGAUGGAGUUUGACUGUAUCCAAUACGCCCGGAAGUGUCCCAAGUGCCAGAUCUACGCUGACAAAAUGCAUGUUCCUCCUGCACCGUUGAACUGGGUAGAAGCUGCUUCCUACGCCAAUGUGACCAAACAGGUGGUUGCUCGCUUCAUCAAGAGGGAGAUUAUCUGCCGCUAUGGAAUUCCGAGCCGAAUCAUAACUGACAAUGGUACCAAUCUGAAUAACAAGACUAUGAAAGAGUUGUGUGACAACUUCAAGAUUGCGCACCACAAUUCAUCUCCUUACCGUCCUAAGAUGAAUGGAGCUGUUGAAGCUGCGAACAAGAACAUCAAAAAGAUCCUACAAAAGAUGGUUAAGACUUACAAGGAUUGGCAUGAGAUGUUACCAUUCGCUUUGCAUGGAUACAGAACUACUGUUCGGACUUCAACAGGGGCAACACCUUUCUCACUAGUAUAUGGAAUGGAUGUCGUCCUCCCCAUUGAAGUUGAGCUACCUUCCUUAAGGGUAUUGAGGGAAGCCAAGCUAGAUGAAGCCGAGUGGGUUCAAGACAGGUUCGACCAGCUAAACCUCAUCGACGAGAAGCGUUUGACGGCUAUGUGCCAUGGUCAGCUAUACCAGAAAUGGAUGAAGAGAGCCUUCGACAAGAAAGUCUGA